Messenger RNA from Acanthoscelides obtectus, 5348 nucleotides. The record is from the annotation of a GenBank genome assembly. Lineage: Eukaryota; Metazoa; Arthropoda; Insecta; Coleoptera; Chrysomelidae.
GUCUUAUUGGGCCUAGAUUAUACAAUUGUUGAUGUCUGUCUAUGAAAUUACUGUUCAAUGCAUGGUGGAUCUGUGGUUGACUUAUCUUGCCGUUGCAUGAUAUUUUAUGUUCCGUGGUGGUUUUACGCUGUAUAUGUUUUGUGGGUGACAGGGACGGAAAGAAAAUAAACAUUUGAAUAUAUACAAACCUAAUAUAAAAUUUAUAAAAUAAAUACAAACAAAAAAGGAUGCAUUGGAUGGUGGCAGUGUUUAGGAUCCUCCCGCAGUCUACUGAAAAUUGAACGCAAGGGAUAAAAUCGAAAAUAACAAUGAAGCAAAGCUUGCCAUGAUUUUUAUAUCGUUUAUCAGUUAAAAUUUCUGUAUAAUGCAAAGUGUAGAAAAGCUGAUUCUUUGAAAAUGGCUAGCCAAUUUAUGAAUUUACGGAAGGAAUUGGACGAACUGGGCUACAAACAGACUUUGAAAAUAGAAUGCCUUCCAUUGGUGAGCAAACUGCUAUCAGACUUGAAAACUACAACAGAGAAUCUUCAAAAGUACAUGACGAUAUCAAAGAAUGCUUUGGAUGAAAUCAAUAAUUUAGAAUUAUGCGCAGAGCCUUACAAAUGCGAUAAUGCUAAAUUGAUAAAAGAAUGCAAUGACCUGCAUUUGGCUUUUAUCCAUUUCAAAGAGCAACAUGAAAAAGUGCAAAGAGAUCUGAGAAUGCAAAAUGCUAUAUUAGAAGAUCGUGUUGCAGAGUGUGAAACUGAAAAAGAAAACUUGAGGCAACAGAUUAAAAAGUUAAAGGCAGAUUUUAAGUCAAAUUUGAAAAAUUUUAAUAGGAUUCCAAAGUCAUCACUAGGGAAAUCGACUAAGGAAUUUAUGAUAGAAAGUACAAUGUCAUGUGCUGAUGAAAGGAUUUCUACGCUUCAGAAAGAAAUGAGGAAACUCAAGGAGAAUCAAAUUGAAAUGGCCAAAAACAAUGAGUUCUUGAAAUCGCAGUUGGACAAUCGAAAUCAAGAGAUACAAAGGCUGUCAACUUUAUUGGAAGGUGGCAGGCCGCAAAAACCUCUGGCUAAAGAUUGCUGUUAUAAAAAUAUAGAUAAUAAAAUAGGGGCUCUACAAGAUGAAAUUCGUGCAUUGAAAGCUGAAAAAUCCGUGCUAGAUGCUCAGCUAAAAGAAGCUUUAGCAAAACAGCAUGAAGCAAUGAGGAGAGCUCUCCAUCUUGCUGAAAGAAAUAAGCGACUAGAGAAGGAGAUGAAGGAUAUCGAUCAGAUUGCAUUGCAAGUUGAGGCCGAGUGUAACAAUACUGUCAGAAAUAAUUCUGAAAAAGUCCACAGGUUGCAAGAUAAGCUGAACGAGUCUAUGAUGAAAACAGAGUCCUUAGAGAGGGACGUUGCCAAGUUAAAACAAGAAAAAAUGAGCCUUCAAGCUGACUUGGAUGCUUUAAAAUUAGAAAAGAGACAUUUACAGACCGCCUUGGAAUCUGAAACUGAAGAUAAAAAGAGGCUUACAGAUCGUAUUAACAAUCUCACAAUAAUAGAGCAUGACUUAAAUAUGGAGAUAGAUAGGUUGGUGAGACUGACGGGUGAGCAGAAAUUGAAAAUAGCCGAAUUGGAAGUCUCUAAGAAGCAUACGAGGGGUGUAGAGACAGAGGAUAGGGCGGACAGAUCGCCGAAUAGAACAAAAAAAUCGGGACCAUCGAAAAAAUCUACAAAGAAAUCUACUUUGAAAGAGGUGUCUAAGACGGAAGCCGGGCAUUCUAAAGUCACAAAAUGUUGCUGUGAAGCCGGUGGAUGUGUUAAACGGAUGAUUGAAUUGUUGAACAAAGAAAUGGAAUAUCGACAAGAACAAGCAAGUCAGCAAAUGGAGAGUCUGAAACAAGAAAAAGAAUACUAUAUGAAGGAAUACCAUAAAAUUGCUGAUGAGCUCAGAAGUGGACCUGACAUAGAGACUUACAAUAGAAUUCAACGACAGUACGAUGAACUCCUUAAGAAGAUCGAAGAGAGAAACCAAACAAUAGUAGAUCUUCAGAAAGAAAUUAAAUUAUUAACCGGCAACAAAUACGGUUCUUCUCGGAGAGAUGAAUUUGAAAAUGGAGAUACCUGUCAAAAGACGUGCUGUAAGAGAAAACAACGAGAAUUGGAGCUACAUCGUGAUGAAGUAAAACAGUUGCAAAGAGAGAAUGAUUCGUUGAAAAAUAGGAUACAGGAGCUGAAUCAAUCUACGAUUUUCGACCAAGAACGGAUGAAAAAGGCUUUUCAAGAUAUGGAAGAACACAUUCGCAAGCUGGAGGAUGAAAGAAGGGAUUUGGUCGUGAAUCAACUAACCAGUAGGACCAACUUGACUCAUCUCGAGGAGGAAUGUAACACAUUGAGGGAUAAACUCAGAGCUACACAGAACGAACUGAAUAGUCAGAAGGCAAGCUACGACCAAUUAAAGAAUCUUCAUGAGCAAGCAAACUUUGCUCUCUCAGAAUCUAGAAACCAGUUAGCCGGUACUGAAAGAGAGCUACAAGCAAUACAGUCGAAAAUCAGCAACAGCCACAGAGAGACUGCUGGGCAGGAGAGGGAAGUCACUCGUUUACAAAAUGACAUUGAGGUUAUGAAGAAACACUUGACAAAAUUGGAUAAAGAAAAAGACGAUUUAUUGAACGUUCUGGACGAGAAGACUGAAAAAAUUGACAGUCUCGAGGAACAGCUGAGAGAAAAGAAAAAUGUGAUUAGCACGUUGGAAAGUGAGAUGAAGGAUUUGAAACGAAAAUUAAGUAAAUUCUCAGAAGAAAAUGAUGGAUGUCAGCUUGAGCUAAAAGGUGCGAAACAAGAACUAAAUGCUUUGCAAAAAGACUAUGACAGCGUGGUUCGCACUAGAGAUGCGGCUUUGCAAGAAAAUAGGCGUUUACAAGAUGACCUAGCUAGCGUUGCAGCGGAUUGUAAAGAUGCUAGGCGAGAAUUGGAAAUAUCCAAAAGACAAAUCGAGGAUGUGAAAAGACAACUGCAACAUUACGUCGCCGAGGUGAAAAGAUUCGAGGAUCAGAUUUCGCAGAAGGAGCUGGAACGCGCCGAAAUUUUGGACCAAUUCAAGAGCCUAUCAGCGGAAGCGGUCAGUUUAGAAACAACAAACCACACUCUUGAAAACGAGGCUGCGCAGUCCAAAGUUCAACUGUCUGUAGCUUUGGACCAUGCGUCGGAUUUGGAGAGGAAGCUCGAAAAUAAAGAUGCUAUCAUUCGUAGCUACGAGAAGCAAAUUGCUGAUUUGUCGAGUCAGGUGGCUACGUUAGAAAUUCAGUUAAAACAGAGAAACGCGCAAUACGAAAAAAUGGAGGAUGAGUUGAGACAAAUGAAAGAUUUGUGCGUUCAAUUAGAUCGUGAAAAAGACGAGUUAAGAAGAGAAUUUCAGAAUAGAGAGGAUCGCACUGGAAUGACUCAGCGCAAUAUUGAGAUGUUAUCCAGAGAAAACGACGAUUUGAAAAGAUCUGUUGCGAAAGACAGAAACAACGUCGAAGGUUUGGAAAAACUCCUGAACGACGCCAGACAAGAGGUGAUUGAACAGAAACUGAUCAAUCAAGAUCUCCAAAGUGAACUGACUCGGAUGAAAACGAGGCUAGAAGAAGUGCAAGAGAGGCUAAACAUUACUUCCGAACAGUUAGACUUGUAUCAGGAAAAGGCGUUAGAAUAUAGCCAACAAAACAAGCAGCUGCGUAGAGAAAUUGCAAAUGAGCGCUUUUUUAGGUCCAGAGAAGAAGACAAUAAGAGAUAUCCAUCUCUAUAAUCAAAUUUGAAUGUGUGACUGAUUUUUUUAUUGAUUUUAAUAUUGAUUAACAUAUUCCACCAUGAGAUGCCCAAAUGCCUGUGAGAAAAUAAGCAUGCUUACAACUAUAUAUGUACGUGUUGACCACCGUCUUUAGGCGCCACCUGUCAAGUUUUGUUUUUCGUUAUUGAGAAAUUCUGAGGAUGCGAACUCAUUGUGCAGUUCUUAUUAGUUUUCUUUAAACGGAAAUUAAUCUGUUUUUGGUGUGUUAUUGAUGGAUUUCGUUGUUUGUUGGCUGGCGAUCAGCUAAAUACACAUAUGUAUAAUAUAUAGUAAAGAUGAGCAUUGCAUGUUGACGUCCAAAUAUAGCAUACGGUUGGGCUUCUUGGAGAAUUUGUUAAUCAAUGAUUUUACCUUUUGACGUAGCCUUUUUUACCGAAGUGUGCAAAUAUAUACAUUGAAACAUUCUCAAUUUAUUUCAGAAAUCUUGCCAAUAUACCCCAACCUACCCAAAGUAUCCUUACCCGAGAGUCCUUAGCUGCAGAAUUAGCUGACGAACACCAACUUCCUAAAACAACAAGAACUUUAUCCUCUCAAAGAAACGUAAAACAUCCACAAAUUGUGACGCCUCAAACUGACCAAACGCACCCAAGAGAUAGAUCAAGCAUUCUGAUCUCAGAUUUUGUACAGGUGGAAGAGUUUCAAAGUGCUCCUCCUAGCACUCAAACCCUCCAAAUCACCAGCAAACAAGGCGGUAGAACAGAUAUUAGAAAAUCUAAGGAAUCCUUGAUAAAAAGUCCGACUAAUCUGAAGAAAAGACCUUCUAUUUUAAAACAGAUUUUUAAUUCGGCUACGGCUACAGCUCAACCUCGCGAGUCUCAGUAUAUGUCAGCUAGUACUAACACACUUCAGCCGUCAAGUGGACAAGCUGCGCGAUCUGACAUCAUGAACGUGAGGGAUGAAGAUCGGAGACCAAGUUCUGCGACAUUGAGAAAAGGGUCGUCGAAUUUGAAACAGAUUUUCGAAUCGACCAGUACUGAAACUGUAGAUGAAGAUGAUGUGGAAAAUCCAAAGACUCAACCUACAAAAGUUUCUGGGUCUGAAAAUACUCACAUGGCUCAGAAAUUUCACAGAGAUCACAAUUGUUGCAAUUGUGUCAAGUGCGAGUGUUGCCAAUUUUGCAUCGGAAAACCUUUAGAGAAAGAUACUGUUGCUAAGAUGCAUAUUCGGUAUUGUAAGAAAUGUGAAAGCCACAGAAAGGACAAAUUCUCUUCAGAGACUUAUAGGAGUGAGAAUUUUGAUAAAGAUUCUGAUAUCGCAGGAGAGUCAAAAUCAGAAAACGACGUUUACAAAAUCAAUAUAAGCACGACAGGGAAAAACGUUCCGUUCGAGUACUUAAAAAAUGUCCAACCAGCUGUUGUUUCUAAUGCUGAACCGUCAAAUUUUUCAAAGCGUAAAGUGGUGAGUGACGGUGGUGUUAUUGAAAGUUGUGUCCAAAAAGAUGAAUCUGGUGAAAGUUCUACGACAAGGACGUUAAGAAUUGAAGGACCGGACAUGUCUUGUUGCAUUUCCAAUCGUAAAAUAUUCUGUAGCAAGACUAAAUAAAUAUUUAUUAUACUGUGAAA